Danio aesculapii is the source of this 662-nucleotide messenger RNA. RefSeq names its product heat shock protein beta-7-like. The transcript is spliced from 3 exons. Lineage: Eukaryota; Metazoa; Chordata; Actinopteri; Cypriniformes; Danionidae. The record is from RefSeq and is a predicted model, not a curated record. Gene Ontology annotation, cellular component: nucleus; cytoplasm. Bases 235 to 516 code for a protein of 93 amino acids.
UUAUAGGAAGAGGAUUUUAAUAUCACCCUACAAAAUGACCUCUUCUUUCUCAUAUGACACAUUCUGCACAUAGACAUCAAUGCUAGCCUCACCCAAAACCCAAACACAGCCAGGGGUAUAAAAGCAAGCACUGCAUUAUUCUAAACAAAAACACAGAGAAAGCCAGCGUCAAACGUUUAUAGAAGAAGAAGAAAAGGAUUGAUUAAUUGUCCUUUGCUUUCUAACAAAUCUACAAUGGCAGACAUCUCAAAGGGCGAAAUCUGCACUUCUGGAGAUAUUUACGUAUUAACAGUGAAUGUAAGCGAGUUUGCACCAGAAGAAGUUAUAGUAACCUCAACCAAUAAUUCAAUACAAGUCUUUGCAGAAAAGUUGGCAUCAGAUCGCACAGUUUUGGACGUCAUUCGACAGAAGUACCAAUUUCCAGCUGAUGUGGAUCCAAUGUCAGUUACAUCGUUUCUAGAGAAAGGUGGAUUGUUGACGAUUAAAGCUCAAAAACACACAACAAAAAACUUGUGAAUUAUGGAUUGAAACAAAGAUGUGAAACCUGAUGGAAGGAUGCUAGUUUGAGCAUUUUAAUAGUUUAUUAUAGCUUUAAUAAACAUAAUUUGGUUUAUUCAACAAAAAUGUUAUACUUUGCACAGAUUUUUAUUUUGACUUCAAAU